This is a messenger RNA of Echinostoma caproni, 3453 nucleotides long. NCBI's taxonomy places the organism in Eukaryota, Metazoa, Platyhelminthes, Trematoda, Plagiorchiida, Echinostomatidae. The record is from the annotation of a GenBank genome assembly.
AUGACACAGCGCUCGCGUGCUGUGUUGCUCAACAAGACUAGCAAAACAGAUGAUUUUGUUCAGUCAAACGAGAGAGAUCUAUUGACGGAAGAGUCCAGUUUACGAAUCUCUCGUGAGAACCCCCAUUCCGGUCAUUCACAUCCUGUGAAUUCCACCAUGUGGUCUCAAAUGGGCUCGACAAUUUUGGUUCGCCAAGACCCACGUUUGCAUCGAUCGAGCAUCAACGGUACAGAAAAUCCGGAUCAGAUGACUCAGUCGGAACGAGAUUGCAUUCUGCGUAAUUUGAUGCAAUAUCUUACAAACAGCGGAACCAACAAUUCAGUUUCAACCGUGUCUACCAGUGCGAGAACUAGCGUAAUGAGCUCGGGAUUGGAACAUGGUGCCUCGAUGCCGGUCAGCUCGAUUGCUCCCCACAGUCAGUCGGACGGAGGUAAUGUGGCCAAACGACCCGGAAGUGAGAUUCUUCAGAGACUUCAUGCUGUGGUGAAUGAAGCCUAUGAACACGCCCAGAAUGAUGAAAAUUUGACCGCCAUACUAAAUUCUUUGCUUGCCUAUAAAUCGGCCGACAAAGAUACACUCCAUAUACCUACCAAUAAAUAUGUUCAUCCUACUUCGCGUGGUGAAACACUGAGAAAUCAAAGUGAGUUUGAUUGUCGUCCAUUUCUCGGUCCGAAAACGCCACCAUCACCCAGCGCGAAAUUACGUGAUGAUGCAAGCGGUCGAUCGAUCCAACGACUCCCCGAUACAAGAAAACCGGUCAACUCUACUGCACUUGUGUCACAAGAAACAUGUUCCUGUUGUCGCGAUCAACGUACUCGACGCAAUCGUAUCACACAAGGGGUUGAUGUUUACGAAGCUUCGAAAUCGGACCGGACAGACCCGCGGUGUUGUCAAUCCCCGGUCGGGCAAAUAGAGUUGAAAACACACAGAGAGUCCCAUGAAUCCGCUCGGGAUUCGGAAACGAUUUCCUGUUCAGAAAAACGAAUGCAUUGGUCAGACAACUGUCCGUCCGAUUUGUCACCCACUAAACUGGAUCGAUCAAGACGAUCGGUCGAAAUGCUGAUGUCUAAAUCGGAUCGAAAAGAUCGAUCCAGAGAUAUUUGCACAUGUGCCGUAUGCAUACCAAAUGCUCGUAUUUUUUCUGACCCAAAUGAUCAGUGCAUCAGUGAUAUCCGAGAAACCCAGUCACAUAAGGCCAGGUUAAACGAACAGUGGCCCGUAUCUCCAGAUUACGAUUUGUCUACUACACGUCACCAUCGGUCCUUGUCAGAAAGCACUAUGAACGAAACAAUUUAUGUCCCGGAGUCACGGACGAAUCGAACUUUUCUCGAAUUGUCAUACCGGAAAGAGACUAGAAUGGGUCAUUUGAAAAGACAUUCACGAAUGUUCAACAGUCACAGUCGUCAUAUGGAAUCUCAUCGAUCCAGAUCUCGAUCACCGUGCAUUAUGGAUCCGCAUAGAAAUCGUCGCUUGCGUGAGAACGUGCGCUCCACACACGCUCAUUGUGAAACGCGUGGUGCACGUAAAUUGUUGAAAAGUGAAAUGCAGCACAGAAGUCACGAAAGUGAUGCUUUUCAUUCUAAACAUUUUUCACCAUACACAGAUAUAGACCGUAACAUGACGCGGUCUCGUAAACUACAAUCAGCAUUUUGUCGUCAUUUAGAUCCAUCCGAUGUCCCCAUACGGUUUCAUGCUGCUUGUUCCACAACAUCAUAUCGCCGACGAUCACCGGAUGUGAGAACAUCCAGACAAGGACUAAAACGAUGUAACGUGCGACCGCAUCGGACUACACGGUCCAAUCAUUAUUGUGGUCCACCUUCACCCUAUACGGUGGUCAGAAGCUACCGAGCUUCUUCCGUAAACAGUAAUUCUCCUAAAUGUCCAUCACCACCACAUCAUGAACCGGUAACGUUGUCUCGCUACUCAAACCUUGAACGAUUACAAACCAAGUCCAGUGUGCAUUCGAACCAAAUCUCCCAUUCCCCGACCAUCACACAAUCAGUGGACCAAAAUGCAAGGGACUCUAUUUCUUUAACCGAUCCUAAUGUUUGGUUAGGUUUUGGUCACAGUGCCAAAUUACCCUCAGUUGUGAGUACAUGUACUGUUCAACAAAACUUGGUCAGCAAAGAUGUGGGUGCUACAAAGAAGAAGGCACGUAAGGGAUCCAGAGGUGUGGAAACGUUGAAUUCUAUUCCAUUUCAAGACUCGAAUCAAAAUUGUGCAGAAGAUCAGACACAGAAAACAGUUGACUCGACUGAUUAUACGGUCCAAAUUGUUUCGGACGGAUCCAGUCACCCUAAUGAUUUCGCCACAGUUCCAACUGAACGCAGAUCUGUGAGUGCGAGCAGUUCACGAAGUAGUUGUUGUUCCACUUCAAGUCAGACCAGUACCAGUGAGAGUACUGAGUCCGAGGAGAGUAGUUCCAGUAGUGCAAGUAGUUCUGGUGGAAGUGCGACUGAAUCGAAUCCGUCGAGAGCCGCAUCAAUCACUGACCGAUCUGUUCCCAUUUUUCCCGGUGUUACAACAUCGGAUCCUAUGGAGCCCAGACCGUCUGAUUCGGAUCAACCAGAACCCAGCAUAUCGCACUCAUUGGAACCGUCGAUAGUUGAACACGAAGAAGUGAUUCUAUCCAGUCCAGCUGAACCGUCAAUCCAAAUCGCUGUCGAAACAACAUGGGAAGACGGACAGGGACCGGAGAUGGAGACGGAUUACAUUCAGUCAGAUGUGAAUGAUCACAGUCCGGAGGUGAAAACUAAUUCCGUCAAAUUGAUUGAAGCUGCACCGGUCAUUUUCUCUGAUACAGACCAUGUUCUAUUGCAAGAAUCACCAACUAGGGAAGAUAGUUCGGUAGCAGAGAUUCAUUCUAGUGUCUUGGAGUCACAGACUCAUCGGCUUGUCACAAUCAACCAACAGGUACAACAAUCAAGUCCAGGAACGGAAAUUCCAAGAAUGACCGAUCCGCCUCCGAAAACUAUAACAGAAACACAUGGGAGCGCAGAAGAAGAGGGUGAAGUAUUCUCUGAUGGGACCAGCGAUGUAGAUGAGAAUCAGCCACUAUUAAAAUCAUGCACAAAAGUCUCCUAUGACUUAAACGAGAAUGAACACACAGUAACCGAAGCUCCACAUCGCGCGAAAAGGCCGCGGUCACCGAAAUCGGAAGAACUAAUGCAUUUGAGAGAGGUUAAGAAUGAAUUAAAACGUCAAAAAGCAUGCAAACCAAGGCGUUCGCCAGUCAUGAGUGUGGAUAAAUUCAAAGCUCCUGCAGCUCCGAAACCAGUGUCCGACUUACUUGGUGUAUACAAUCCCGCUCAUCCCAACAUCAACUUCACCUUGGAAGAAGAGAUCAAUCGCAUGAUUGGUAUGGGCGCCGCAGAGGUUUUUUCGUGGAAAUCGACUUGGAGCGGCCAGUACUGCCAUUUAAGACGUUUUGUUUCACUCAAACGAAAAAUCUGA